Messenger RNA from Arachis ipaensis, 317 nucleotides. Its product is annotated as putative mediator of RNA polymerase II transcription subunit 26c. NCBI's taxonomy places the organism in Eukaryota, Viridiplantae, Streptophyta, Magnoliopsida, Fabales, Fabaceae. The record is from RefSeq and is a predicted model, not a curated record.
UUUUCUUUGAAUUAAUUUUAUUUUCCUGUAUAAUGGUGUUUGGUUUUUCCUUGCAGGAGACUGACAUUGGGAGGCACGUGAAUCGGUUGCGGAAGCAUUCCUCCAAUAACGUUCGCAGAUUGGUGAAGCUACUUGUGAGGAAGUGGAAGGAAAUUGUGGAUGAGUGGGUGAGGUUGAAUCAACCGGGUGGAACAGCUUCUCUCAUGGCUGAUGGGGACUCUCCACCGCUGAAAACCACCCAAAACGGUCAUCAUCAGGUCUUUCUUGGACCUUUUUUUAAUAUUUAUUUUUUAUAUCAUGGUAAAGUUUAAGGCCCU